GCUACAAUUGGCUAUUGUAUUUUAUUUUCCGCCAAUGACCGCCGAGUGACUCGCGCAUGCGCGUGGGUGACUAUUCUGUUUCAGGGCAGCUGUCUGGAAGUGGUUGCCUUGGUAUUCAUCAUGGGGGGCAGUGAAAGCACCGGGAGGAAGGUGUCCUUCGGGAUGGAUGAGGAGGAGAGGGUGCGGGUGCUGCGAGGAGUCAGGCUCUCUGAUGAAGUUGUUAAUCGGAUGAAAGAUUCCAACUUGCCUUCCAAAGACCAAAGUACAUCGGCAGCCUCAGGGACAACUUCAGGUCCUACAACCUUCCCUUCUAAAGCUGGGCCUUCAGCAAGCCAUUCAGCCAGCACAUCAAAAGAUGGUGUUCACAAGCCAACAGCAACAGGUGUAGGGCACCAGUAUGCAGAGGAGGAUCUCUACAGGAGGUAUGAGAAGGAACAGGCCCUCAUCCAGGAAGAGCUGGCUCGUCUUGCAAAGAGAGAGAGGGAAGCAGCCCACGAGAGGCUGAGCUCCUCCGUUUUGCGGGAGAAGAACAUCACCAGUCAGGAGCGCAGAAAGGCUGAACACUUGCCUGCGGAUUUGGAUGAAUGGGCCAAGGAACUUGAGCAGAAAGAAGCAGAGCUGCAACGCUUGAACACUUUCUACAGGGAGCAGCUGAACAGCAUUGAAAAGAAGAACUUGGAGAUUUACAAACUGACUGCAGAGCAGUUCCACACGGCGGCCUCAAACGCAGAGUUGCGCGUAAAGCAGAGAAGCUACGACCCAGUAUGUAUGGAUCUGCAAUCUAAUAUCCUCAAAUGUUAUGCUGAAAAUAAACAGGAGCGGCUGAACUGCAGUGAUCUAGCCAAGGAGUAUGGGAAGUGUGUGAGUGCGGCACAAAAGAACCUGCUAUUUAAUCACGGAUAAUUCCUCAGGAAAAAAGGCAGAGAGAGGAGAGGACGACCAUAUCACCACUUUUUCUUUAUAUAAAAUGCAGCAUUGCGGCAAAGCAAUUCCUCAUCCCUUGUAAAUGAAAUUAACUCCGUUGUAUGUGCGAGUGCAUGAUUAAAGGGGAAGUUCACCUUAGAUUAGACAUUAGAAUUUCAAGAUAAACUGCAGAGGUGAGUUUGGAUUGAGGUACCCUUAUCGGUCACGUGGGGUGAUAAUCUGAACUUGAAUUCAAAAUGUACGUUAUGGACCUCAACAACCAAAAUAAUACCUGAGAUGUAUUUCUAUAAAUGAUUCUUCUAUAAAUGAUUCUAAGUGGAUACUAUACCCUAUAAAUAGGUUGGGAGCUUUUUUUAUUGUCACGCUAUACAAAGAGCAUUCUUUCCUUGCUGGUAUGGAACUGAAUGGGAACCUUGCAUUAAGGUUGUUAGCUUAAAUAUUCCCUAAAAAUAGCAGCAUCAUAAUAGAUAUAUCUUGCAUAGAUGCCUUUGAACAGUCCCAGCUUAUAAGAAGGCAUUUUGGCCACUCCUACUGUUUAAUAAGACCACACCUACCUGCUCUAGCUCUGCCCCCUUUCUGAGAGGCCACACCUCUUAUUGUCAGCAGGGAUUGGGACUGUUCAACUGAAACAGGACUGCUUUGCGCUCCAUGCUUUGCACUCAUUAUACUUUUAUUUAAAGGAAAUAAUGGAAAGUAAAUGGGUGUAUUUACUGUCAUUUCUUUAUUCCGGACUCUCGCGCAUAUUACCAAGGUAACUGAAGCAUUGCAGUUGACACUAUAUUGAUUUUUGGAUUUUUUUUCCCAUAAAUUUGCAUCGAAGGGCAGAGACACAAGGUCAGAUUCGGUCGGUAGUCGCCCAAAGUUUCCUCAUGAGGCAACUUCGGAAAACGAAUCGCUUCAAGUACCAUCCCGCCAGCGAUUUUCAUUCUAGCUGACGGGAAGGCAGUUUAGAGAUUAGUUGCCCCGAAGAAGAGGAUAUUUGUCGUCGGACAACUAAUCUCCCCGAAUCUGAGCGUGUGCCUCUGCCCUUAAACGUAAGACCUGGAUUCUAUGGGAAAUUGGUGGCAGUAGGCUCAAGGUGUUGGCUAAGAAAUUUGUAACAAAUAAAAAUGUUGCUUGGUAAAA
This is a messenger RNA of Xenopus laevis (African clawed frog), 2049 nucleotides long. It is a transcript of the gene chchd6.S, whose product is annotated as coiled-coil-helix-coiled-coil-helix domain containing 6 S homeolog. The transcript is spliced from 9 exons. The record is from RefSeq and is a predicted model, not a curated record. NCBI's taxonomy places the organism in Eukaryota, Metazoa, Chordata, Amphibia, Anura, Pipidae. The annotation marks the transcript as partial. Gene Ontology annotation, cellular component: mitochondrial inner membrane; mitochondrion; MICOS complex.